This is a messenger RNA of Helianthus annuus (common sunflower), 1065 nucleotides long. Its product is annotated as UPF0496 protein 1. The record is from RefSeq and is a predicted model, not a curated record. The transcript has a single exon. NCBI's taxonomy places the organism in Eukaryota, Viridiplantae, Streptophyta, Magnoliopsida, Asterales, Asteraceae. The coding region runs from base 1 to 1065 and encodes 354 amino acids.
AUGUCCAACGCAGAUCUAACCUCCUCCUACGAAGACGCCUGUCAAUCGGAUCCGGAGCUCCAGUCCUUCGACUCCACCCUCCAACACCGAACCACCACCCUCAUCAACAAUCUCGCUGUCGGCCCCGAGCUCCGUUCACUUUCAUUUAACUCCCUCCGUCAACUCACCGGAACUUUACUCGACACCAAUCAAGAAGUAGUCAAACAUAUCCUCGAAUGCAAACACGACAUUUGGCAGAACGACCACUUGUUUAACCUAGUUGAACAUUUCUUCGAAAUCAGCCUGCAAACCCUAGAUUUCUGCACAUCGCUUCAGAAUUGCUUGAAAAAUGCUCGAUCUAACUUAUCGUUUAUUCAAAUUAAAAUCAACCAAUACGAUUCUAACACGAAUCAGUUACACAUCCUUGAGCAGUUCAAAGAAUUCAAUGGUUUAGAAUUAGAUAAUCCGUUUACAGACGAGUUUUUCCAACUGUUUCAAUCUGUUUACGAAAAGCAAAUGACAAUGUUGAAGAAUAUACAAAACCAAAAGGGAAAAGUUGAUAAGAAGUUGAAGUUAACGAAGACAUGGAGGAGAUUGAGUAAUGUGAUAUUUGUAACAACUUUUAGUACUGUCUUGAUUUGCUCGGUUGUGGCUGCAGCGGUUUCUGCACCGCCGCUGGUAACCGCGCUGGCUGCAGCUGCGGCUGUGCCGUUAGGGUCGAUGGGGAAGUGGGUUAGUUCUUUGUGGAAGAAGUAUGAGAAGGAGUUUAGAGAUCAGAAAGGGGUGAUGAGUGCAAUGCAGGUUGGUAGUUAUAUUGUGAUAAAAGAUUUGGACAAUAUCAAAGUUUUGGUUGAUAAAUUGGGGGCUGAUAUGGAGAGUAUGUUGCAGAGUGCUGAUUUUGUGAUCAAGGAAGAGGAUGUUGAAGGGGUGGGGGUGGUAGUGGAUGAGAUGAAGACGACAGUGAGUAUGUUUGCGAAAACGAUUGAUGAUUUGAGUGAUCAUUCGGACAAGUGUAUAAGGGAUACAAGGAGGGCAAGGACUAUGAUUUUGCAGAGGAUUAUCAAGCAUCCUAGUGACUCACUUUAG